Eremomyces bilateralis CBS 781.70 is the source of this 2286-nucleotide messenger RNA. RefSeq names its product ARM repeat-containing protein. Lineage: Eukaryota; Fungi; Ascomycota; Dothideomycetes; Eremomycetales; Eremomycetaceae. The record is from RefSeq and is a predicted model, not a curated record. The transcript is spliced from 2 exons. Bases 1 to 2286 code for a protein of 761 amino acids.
AUGGACCCAAAGUCAGCGAACCCCGAGUCCGAUCAGGCGACCAAACUCGCAUCGCAAGCCAUCGAUCUUGCGAAGGCCGGGAAGACAAAUGAUGCAUUUCGACAGCUUGAAGAGGCCAGCAAGCUUUCUCCCGAAAAUGAGAAGGUCAAAUCCACACGGGAAGAGCUGAGAAGAUAUCAGGAUGGGAGCCGGCUGGUCGAUCUAUGCAACGAGUGGCUCGAAUCCUUGAGUGACGAUGAUGGCGAAGAAGCCCUCGACUACCUCCACAAACACAAGCUAUCCGACCCUAUUGCCGAUGAAGCGAUGAAUAUCCUCCUGGAAUACAAAUCCGACUGUGACAUGGCGGAUCAGCUCACCGGCGAGGUCCUGAAGCAUCCUGGCGCGAGAAGGGCACUGGCGGCUGCGCUCGUAGCCCACCCGACCGCUACAUUCAAGAAGAUGUUCGUUCGUGGUGAAGACACUAUGGACGCCAUGAUGGCAGCCCUCAGGCUUGAAUCGGAAUGGAAAGACGAUACUGCACGCGUUGCAGCGAUUCGGGACGCGUUUCAGCUGGCCCUUGCGAGUCUGAUGGAAGCCGGUGUGGACUAUCCCGACCGCGCAAUGAAGCUGAUUGCCAACCUCUUGUCCUACGAAGCUCACCAUCUCCAUGGUCUGAUCGAUGCCGAUGGAUUCGACGUCAUCCUCUCCGCAUUGGAUAUUCGGCUGCCCACGAGGAUCAAGAAGUACGCGACCCUCGCGACCGCGAAGUUGCUGGAAUCGUCGCCGGAUUCGGCGAAGGUCUUGAUUUCCAACUAUGUGACUUGGAGAGUUCGAAAACCCACCGCCGACGGAUUGAUCGUCGCGUUUUCCGCCGCUGCCGCGGUGUUUCCGAUGGAGCCGACCAAUGCGGCAGCACUCUUUCUCGCGGACGGGUUUUUACCCGCGUUCGUGCACAUCGUGCAAGAGAAGCGGAGCAACCGAGUGGAACAGGCAGCACUGGACCUCCUCAGUGUUGCAUGCAUGGACAAAGGUUGCCGUGAGGGCAUCGCGAAAUAUUGCAAGCUCUGGUUAUGGGAGGUGGUAGAAGCGAACGUGGACGCGCGGCGGUCGAACCUGGCAGCGUUGAUUCUUGUGAAGAUCGCCAACGAGUCCUCGCUGAAGAGCGGAGGGGAGUUGGACGACCUCAUCAAAAAAUUCAAAGCCACGAUUGUGUCACCGGAUCAGCCGGGCGUCGUAGAUGCCAUCGAAGCCCUUGCAUUCGCAUCGCUGAACCCACAAGUCAAAGAGGAUCUAACCAACGACAAGGAGUUCCUGAAGAUGCUGAUUGCGAAACUUGGCGGACCCGGCCAGGGGAUCAAACCCGCUCAUUUUGGCGGCGUAUCGAUCUUGGAAAACAUCACGGCCUAUCCCCCUCCGCUGACCGAAGAGCAAAAGAAGAUCUCCGAGCUCAAAGCGUAUGCCAACAGCUCCAAGCCGACCGAAGCCAGCCCACUCGAGUCCAAUGAAAAGGUUACGGUCCGAUGUCGAACGGUGCUCGAUGCCGAAGCCGUUCCCCUCCUCAACACCAUCAGCAAAGGCGCCUCUCCCGCCGUCCUCCUCCGCAUCACCAAAAUCUUCCUCUCCCUCAGCAAAGAGCAGCGACACCGCGGCGUGCUCGCCCAGCAAGGCGCCGUCAAGCAACUCCUCACCAUCCACGCCACUAUCACCGCAGCACAGCGCGCCAAAUCCCCCCCAUCCACCACCAACCCCCACGACAUCCUUCACACCGCCGCGCACGCCGUCGCCCGCAUCCUCAUCUCCGUCGACCCCCACCACAUCGACCCCCUCCUCCUCUUCAACCCCCAACCCCUCCUCGUCCGCGCCGCCACCGAGCUCGUCUGCAACCUCAUGGCCUCCUCCGUCGGCGUUGCCCUCUUCGUCGACGACUCUCGCGACGCCCGCACCCGCCUGCGGGUCAUCAUUGCCCUCACCGACGCCGACGACCUCCCCACCCGGAUGGCCGCCGGCGGCGCCCUCGCCAUGAUAACCGAGUGGGAGCCCGGCGUCGAGGCCGUGCUGGAGCAGGAGAACGGCGUGCGCCGCAUCGUGGGCAUGUGCGGCGAUGAGAGCGAGGAGGUGGGCAUCCGCGGGUUGGCGUGCGUGGGAAAUUUGGCGCAGGCGCCGGGGGCGAUGGGGGAGCGGGGGAGGAAGCGAUUGAUGGAGGAGAAGGCGCUGGAGGCGGUGCAGGGGAUUGAGAAGGAGGGGAGGGGGAAGGAUGUGGGGAUGGUGGAUCUUGCGAGGCAGAUUGCGGAGAUUAUGAAGGAGUGA